This is a messenger RNA of Musa acuminata subsp. malaccensis (wild Malaysian banana), 583 nucleotides long. The record is from RefSeq and is a predicted model, not a curated record. NCBI's taxonomy places the organism in Eukaryota, Viridiplantae, Streptophyta, Magnoliopsida, Zingiberales, Musaceae.
AUGGGCUCUUGCGCGUCAAACAAGCCAACGGACGGCCAAACUCCCACAAGGAGGAGAGACCGAGAUUCCCAGCAGCUUAGCGCAACCCCCCUCGACACACCAUCGUCCACCGCCAACACGGACCACGAUGCCGACGCCCGGUUAUCCACCCUGGGACUCGCCGUCCUGACAUACAGCUCCGUCACGGCCGUGUACCGCUCGAGGGACGACCCCUCGGCCGUGGCCUUCGUGGUCAUCGCCUACGCCGACCUCCUGCUCCUGCUGCGCUGCGUUCGGUGCUUGGAGGGAGGCACCGCGGCGGACCGGCCACGGCUGAAGGCCGCAGUAUGGUGUCUCGCCACGCUCCUCACCCUGAUGUUCUCCUGCAAGGUGGCGGCCAUCAUGCCGCGGCCCGUGGCGGUCAUGGUGUGGAGCAUGGCGGCUGCGGUCUGCCUCGGCGGCUUCUGGGCUUUGUUCCUCUGCCAGGAGCCGUCCUCACAACGCAUCGCAAAAUAAUAGCACACGUUCCGUGUGAUUGCUUCCUCCCAUGGAUGCUGUGUACGACAUAUGUUGCAUCAAAUAAAGACUCUCUUUUUCUCAGGCA